This is a messenger RNA of Hydatigera taeniaeformis, 2553 nucleotides long. Lineage: Eukaryota; Metazoa; Platyhelminthes; Cestoda; Cyclophyllidea; Taeniidae. The record is from the annotation of a GenBank genome assembly.
AUGGCAUACCUAUGUAAGUUGAAUACUCCUCUUCGCAAAACUGAACAUCUCAAUGCCGAUGGAAAUUGUGUUCGAGCUAGGCGAAGUAUUGUAGAACUUGAAGACUUAAACACUCUCAAUAACUGCACCACCUCCUGGCCCAUGAUUGCGGAGCAUUGUACCUAUAAACAGCAGCACCAUCAGCGUCAUGGAUGUGAGAGUAAGAUGCAACGUCCAUUUCUAGAGUUUAAUAAGGGGAAGGCCCCCUUAUCCAAGAAGGAAGAAGCUAAGAAUGAUGUUCCUCAUAAAACUCCCCAACAAACUGAGGCAAAUAACCACGCUGAAGCAAAUGCAGAGGCUUCUAUCAAAGCAGAACAGCAAGUUGAAGUAGCUCAUCAUCAUCUAGAAGAAGAGGAGGCACAAAAUACCAAUCAAAAAACUUUCGAACAGGUUGCAGAAGUCCAUCAACCUACUGAUAGUGCAGUCAACGAACUGGUUACGUCUUCGGAACCCAUGGAACAUAAAAUCGAGACGGAGGAAUCACACGAAUGCAAGACCACAUCACCAGGAACGGCAGUCGUUGAACAUGAGGAAGCCGGUGGAAUAGCUACAGCUACAGAGAUUGAAACUUUUUGUGGAGCCCCCCCAAAGGCAGAGCAUACGGUAGAGCACAUGGAAGUUAUUGAAUCCGGAAUUCCUCAAGAAACUGAACCCCCAUGCGCUUCUCCUCCAACAGAGACGACUACGGAGCAUCAAGAAGAGCUUCAAUGUGAAAGUUUUACACCAACAGAGGCGGCAAUGGAAGUUGCUGCUUACCAAGAGCCUGCUGUUCCCCAAGAAAUCGAACCUCCCUGCGAUGCUUCUACCACAGAAGGCGUCGCGGUGGAUCAUCAGGAUGAGCUGAAAUGUGUAAGUGUUCCACCAACGGAGGAGAUGGUGGAGGUUGCUACAAGUCAGGAGCCUAUUGUUUUCCAAGAAUCUGAAGCUCCAUGCCAGGUUUCUUCCACAGAAGUCAUCGCGAUAGAUCAUCAAGAAGGGCUCCAAUGUGAAAGCUGUACACCGACAAGAGAGAGAAUGGAAGCUACUGCAUACCAGGAGUCUGUUAUUCCCCCAGAACCUGAGCCUCCAUGCGAUGCUUCUCAUACAGAAGUUACCACAGAGCAUCAAGGAGAACUUCAAUGCACAAGUGUUCCACCAGCGGAGGAUAUGGUGGAGGUAGCUCUAUGUCAGGAGUCCUCCGUUCCCCAAGAAGCUGUACCUCCAUGCGAUGUUUCCUCCACAGAGCAUCAAGAAGAGCUUCAAUGGGCAAGUGUUCCACCAACGAAGGAGAUGGCGGAGGUCGCUGUAAGUCAAGAGCCCACUAUUUCCCAAGAAGCUGAAACAACAUGCGAUGUCUCUUCCACAGAGCAUCAAGAAGAGCUUCAAUGUGCAAGUGUUCCACCAACAGAGGAGAUGGUUGAGGUUGCUACAAUUCAGGAGCCUACUGUUCUCCAAGAAGCUGUACCUCCAUGCGAUGUUUCCUCCACAGAGCAUCAAGAAGAGCUUCAAUGGGCAAGUGUUCCACCAACGAAGGAGAUGGCGGAGGUCGCUGUAAGUCAAGAGCCCACUAUUUCCCAAGAAGCUGAAACAACAUGCGAUGUCUCUUCCACAGAGCAUCAAGAAGAGCUUCAAUGUGCAAGUGUUCCACCAACAGAGGAGAUGGUUGAGGUUGCUACAAUUCAGGAGCCUACUGUUCUCCAAGAAGCUAAACCUCCAUGCGAUGCUUCUCCUACAGAAGUUACCACAGAGCAUCAAGAAGAAGUGCAUUGUGAAAAUGUUCCACCAACGGAGGAGGCAACAGAAGUUGCUAUAUGUCAGGAGUCAACCGUUCCUCAAAACGCUGAACCUCCUUGUGAAGCUGUUCCAACAAUUUUGGAGCACAAUGAAGUUAAAGAAUUCUCAGAUCUUUCAGAAAUACACGAUGUUCAAGAAACUCUCCAAAGUAAACAAGAAAUGUCAACUCAGGUUAACGAAAUAAAUCAUCAACUCAACAGUGAGGAGGAGCACAAGGAUGUUCAAGACUCCUCCUCUACAAUCCAUGCUAGUGUUUUGCCAAAAGGAUUUUACUGGGCAACAGUAUCAACACCACUGCCAGAAGGUGCGAUCGACAUUCAUGAAUUGCACCUUCCAAUGCACGUGGGUUUAGUCGAGACCGAGAAGGGGGAGGUUCCAUGCAAGUACCUCGUCACGAAGGGGUCUUUCUAUGUCGGAAUUGAUGGAAGAGAAGAGAGUUUUACACAUGGCAAAAUCCUCUGCUUGGAUCCAAACAUGGCUGAGUCAAUAGAAAUUGAAUGGGUCCACGCCAGCACUCCGGACAUUCGAUCAAGGAACCUUGUGGCUGGAACCCGGGAUGUCAAUGGAAAACUAUUAUACAUUGCUCGAGGCAUGAUUCCUCUCAUCGGUCCUUAUCCCUACUACGAGCUCAGUUCUGGAUGGGUUGCCGAAGAUCUCGAGUUUGCACACCUCCCUUUUGGCGGUGUGGAGUGGAAACAACACGAUUUCGAUGUGUUGGCUUGGAAACCGAGGCACUGUUAA